Messenger RNA from Aureobasidium pullulans EXF-150, 1737 nucleotides. RefSeq names its product WD repeat protein. The transcript has a single exon. Lineage: Eukaryota; Fungi; Ascomycota; Dothideomycetes; Dothideales; Saccotheciaceae. Gene Ontology annotation, cellular component: site of double-strand break; nucleus. The coding region runs from base 1 to 1737 and encodes 578 amino acids. Gene Ontology annotation, molecular function: protein binding. Gene Ontology annotation, biological process: regulation of DNA double-strand break processing. The record is from RefSeq and is a predicted model, not a curated record.
AUGUCAGAUAUACCGGUACCUUCAGAAGUACCUGAUGAAGAGGAGGAGGCUCUUCAGAAGUUUCUCGGAACGACAUCGUUUGGCAAACAAUCAAAAGCCACCGACCACGACAACAGAUUCGACCAAAGCAAGAGAUCACAGCCAAUCAUCUCGCGACCUGAAGCGAAGGCCAACGACCCAGAAGGCGAGGAAUCCGACUCGGAUGAUGACGACUCGGACGAUGCAGAUGAUGAAGAUGAAUACCCCGUGUCGCAUGAAAUGGUCUUCAAGACACACGACCGCGCCGUCACAUGCAUCACGCUGGACGCCUCAGGAGGACGGAUGGUGACAGGCUCGAACGACUGCACCCUCAAGUUCCACGACUUUGCCGCCCUCACUCCCUCGACAAUCCGCGCCUUCAAAUCCGUCGACCCGUCAUCUGUCAAAGGCUCCGCCUCGUCCGAAACUCACCCCAUCAACCACGUCUCGUUCAAUCCCAUCUCGCCGAGCACAAUCCUCGCCAUCACCGCUCUCCCACAACCGCGCAUCCUCGAUCGCAAUGGCGAAACUAUCGCAGAGUUCGCCAAGGGUGACAUGUACCUACGCGACAUGCACCACACAAAGGGUCACAUCUCAGAGGUCACUUGCGGCGUCUGGCAUCCACAACAUCGCAACAUUUGCGCGACUGGAGGAACAGACAGUACCGUCCGCAUCUGGGAUGUGAAUAACCCCAGACAACAGAAAAACGUCAUUGUCCACAAGUCGAGAGCCGCUGGUUCUGCUGGAAGGACGCGAAUCACUGCUUUGUCCUGGGUCGCUCCAGCUCAGAACAAUCUCCUUGUCGCCGCCGCUCUUGAUGGAAGCUUGGUCAUGUGGGAUGGCAAUGGUCCAUACACCAGGCCUGCUGCAGAGAUCCGCGACGCUCACACAAAAGAUACUUGGACUAGUGGCCUGCAGGUCAGCUCUACUGGCCAGCUUGUCAUGACUCGUGGAGGUGAUGACACUAUCAAACUAUGGGAUACCAGGAAGUUCAAGCAACCCCUAAGAACUGUCUCCUUCCCAUCAAUCUCUGGCCAAUACCCUACCUCCAACAUUUGCUGGUCGCCAAGAGGCACUGAAGUGCUCACUGGCUCUGCAAACGGCGACCUCCACAUCCUCAACCCUGCUACCCUCACAUCGGAACUCGUAACUCCAGUGACACCAGGCUCUGCUUUGAUCAGCGUCUACUGGCACAAAGAGCUGAACCAAAUUAUAACCGGUUCAGCCAAUGGAGAGACCCAUGUCCUCUACAAUCCCAAUAUCUCAGAAGGAGGCGCAAAGACUGUCAUGCUCAAGGCUCCCAAGCGUCGUCAUAUUGAUGACGACCCGAACUUGACCAUGGAUCUGUCUCAUGGAAUCGGCGGUGAUGCUGUCAUCUUGCCAGGAGGCUCUGCUCCGACGGCCGCUUCCUUCGCAUCAAGACAUCCCACAAUUGGUCUAACGGCUUCUGGAAAAUCUAGAGAUCCAAGAAGACCACACAUUCCCAACACUACACCUUUCGCAAAGAGCAACGCAGAUGCAGCUUACAUCAAGGAACACAUUCCUCUCAGUGGUAUGCGCGAGGAAGACCCAAGAGAGGCUCUUCUCAAGUAUGCCGACAAAGCCAAGAACGAUCCUCUGUUCACCAAUGCCUGGGCCGAGACACAGCCAAAGACGAUAUACGCCGACCUUAGUGACGAUGAAGAAGAUGGUCCAGAUAAGAAGAAGGCCAGGCGAUGA